Messenger RNA from Dermatophagoides pteronyssinus (European house dust mite), 1500 nucleotides. RefSeq lists its product as uncharacterized. Lineage: Eukaryota; Metazoa; Arthropoda; Arachnida; Sarcoptiformes; Pyroglyphidae. The record is from RefSeq and is a predicted model, not a curated record.
UGAAUAUUUUUUCGAAUAUUUACGCGCGGCUAUUUUUUUUUCGUUUUACAAAAACUAUUUUCACCCAAAUAGUCCCCAAAUUUUUUUUUUGUAUUCGUAAACAAUUUGAGCGAUUUGUUGUUUUUGGGUUUUUUUGGUUUGAGCCAAUUCAAUCCAUCAAUAUUGAGCUAUUUUGGAACAAAAAAAAUUUUUUUCAGCCAAUUUUUUUGGAUUGUUUUCCAUGGUUGUUUUCUGGUUGUUCGAAACCGAAAAAAAAUGAACAGUAUCAAUGAAAAUAAUAUGAACGAAAUUUAUAUUGUUGAAUCACAACGUGGUGGUCAACAUUUACUUACAAAUGGUUAUCAUUAUCGUUAUGAUCGUAAAUUAAGUGAUGGUAUUACACAAUCAUUUCGUUGUACGGAAAAAUUUUGUCGUGGUCGUAUGUUUAAAAAUGGUGAUGAUCUUAAAAUGAAACAUGAACAUGAUCAUGGUCCGGAUUUGAUUGAAAUGCAUGUACAACGUGCAAUGAUUGCCAUGAAAGAACGUGCACGUACAACCAAUGAACCGGUUGAACAAAUUAUCGAAACACAUCGUUCAACAUUACCAACAGAAAUUAAUGAACGUUUACCGAAAGAUAGUCAAUUGAUUCGUACGCUUGAUCGUUUACGAUCUUAUUCGGGUGAUAGAUCGAAAAAUAGUGGUGAUCAUAAUGGUAAUCAUGGUGAUUCUGGUGAACAACAACAACAACAACAUGAAACAAUCGAAAAUACUCAACAAUAUAUAACCGAUAUUGUUAGUAUGCCUGAUACUGUAAAUUUUAUUUGUAUCGAUACUAAUCAACAACCACAUCAACAAACAUAUACGGAUUUAAAUCAACAACAACAACAACAAUCAUUACCACCAAUUGAACAACAUUUUGUUUGUGAAUUUUCUGAAAGUCAAGAUAAUUCGAAUGAUGAUAAUAAAAUGACUGAAAAGAAAAGAAGAAAAUUGGAAUUACAGAAAAUAAUUGAAAUGAAUCGUAAAGCAAAACUUGAUAAUAGAUCCAGAAGAUUUUCAGCAAGAAUGAAGGCAAAAAAUUCAACAAAUUAUAAUGAACAACAACGAGAAGAUUUAAUGGGAAAUUCAUCAUCUUCGUCGAUAAUAGCUGAAACUCAGAUGAAAAAAGAAUCAAGAAUCAAUUUUAGCAAUAUUAUUACAGCGCAACAAAAAUCGCUACCAACAAUAACAGCGACAAAUAUUCAACCAAUUCAACAACAAUCAAUUAUUGGUAAUGGAAAAGAAGUAACCGAUAAAGAAGCAUGGGAACUUGUUUCACGGUUAAUGAUUUAUUUUAAUCAAGAUAAUUAUGAAGAUAGUCCAAUUGAAUCAUUGGAUGAAUGUUUACGUUAUGUACAAAAACGUAUGCGUUUAAAACGUUUACAACAACAACAACAGCAACAAACAUCAUGAUUUUUGAAUUUUGGACAAUGUUUUUUGAUGAAUUAAAAACCGAUAUUUUAUUUAUUUAACCAACAACGA